Messenger RNA from Annulohypoxylon maeteangense, 2087 nucleotides. Its product is annotated as zf-C2HC5-domain-containing protein. Gene Ontology annotation, cellular component: nucleus. The record is from RefSeq and is a predicted model, not a curated record. Gene Ontology annotation, molecular function: zinc ion binding. Gene Ontology annotation, biological process: regulation of DNA-templated transcription. The transcript has 2 exons. Bases 180 to 1748 code for a protein of 522 amino acids. Lineage: Eukaryota; Fungi; Ascomycota; Sordariomycetes; Xylariales; Hypoxylaceae.
CAAUAACGAGACAACACCUCCUGAAAGCAUACCUAGUAUGUAAUGUAUUAGGUAAAGAUAUAAGGAGAAGUCGGAAUAUGCAGCUAGAUGGAUUCUCCACCUUGUCUGCCUUAUAAACCUUAUAACCCUCCUCUUCUAUACAUCUUAAGCUCGUGUCGAGUGCCUCCAUGUAACUAGCCAUGUCUGUGUCUCAGCUUCAUAGAUUAUUACCUCUGCCCGAUGACGAGCUAAAGCAAGUCCUGGACUAUGCAACUAAACUAUCCAAGUCAGAGGCUGCCGAGCACUUUCGCAACCUUCUCGGCGAAUCUCCAGAGGCUAUCGACUUCAUAGCCACCUUCAAUUCGAAGAGGCAAGAUCCUAGAUCCUCCGCGCCAGCAUCUAACGUGCCCUCGUCGGGCAUUGAACCAGUGCCAAGACCUGUGAGAGCAACCAAGAAGCAAAAGGCUCAGUUGCACACACCCGUCGCACGGCAAGUCACCAAUCAAGGCCCCGCCCCUGGUGCGGCCUAUAGUAAAAACGUCGAAAGCGACUAUAUUCCGAGGCGCCCCAGUCUUGCUAUGACAUCUUUACGACCUAGUCCUCCAAAUAAGUAUACAUCUCAGUCAUCUCAGCAGCCUACAGCUUCUCUACCACCGAAACUGCCUCCCUUUGUUGCAGGCCAUCUAAUAUCUGAUAUCCCAAAGCCCAAGCUAAGAUCUACACCCACCUCACGUUCUACAACUCCUGCUUCUAAAACUAAAAUCCAUAUCUCUGGAGGUAUUGCUAUGCAUGGCGCAUCCACCGCGCUAGCCGACUUGGACGAUGCCAUUCGCGUCCUUGAGAUGACCACCAAUCCCGGUCAGGGAAUAGAUGACGCCGACAGACGUUGUAAUUGUGUGGCCUCUAGGCAUCCUCUCCUAGCUGCUGCCCCAAAUUGUUUGAGUUGUGGCAAGGUCAUUUGUGUGAAAGAGGGACUCGGCCCUUGCACAUUUUGCGGAACUCCGCUUCUCACUUCGACUGAAGUACAAUUGAUGAUUCGUGAACUACGAGAGGAGCGCGGGCGGGAGAGAAUGGCUGCCGAUAGGGAAGCCCACAAGAAAGCCGAAGUGUCGAAGAAGCCUGCCCCUUUCUCCAAGCCUAGAGAAAUCUCCAGCGAGAUUAGUGAAGCACAAGCGAAAGCCUUGGAGAAUAGAGACCGCCUGUUAGGGUUUCAGGCUCAGAAUGCGCGCCGGACAACUGUGAGAGACGAGGCCGCAGAUUUCGAUAUUAGUGGAGCAAUGGCAGGAGCCGGUAGCAACAUAUGGGCCACUCCCGAAGAAAGGGCUCGGGAAUUAAAACGUCAGCAAAAAGUACUAAGAGAGAUGGAGUGGGAUGCUCGCCCGGGCUACGAGAAACGACGGCAGGUUGUUAGCAUCGAUCUAGUUGGUGGCAAGGUAGUCAGAAAGAUGGCAGCGAUUGAGCGACCAGAAAGCCCGGAAGACAAGACAGAAGUCAGUAACGUUUCAGAAGAGACAAGUGCUGGCAGAGGAGGAGGUACUGGCGGUGCUUUCAGCAGGAAUCCCUUGUUGGGUCCACUCAUCCGGCCAGUCUUCGAUGCUAAGGGUAAGGGGGCGCUGUUGGAAGGCCGUGACCUGAGAGUGAUACGAUGGAGGAGAGUUCAGGAUGACCUAGACAACAAUGAGGCAGUCAUCCUCGAUGGUGGAGCCUAUGGAGGGCAUUCUAGUCAACAAACUAUCGCUAACGCUUCGGAGGAGCCUACAUGCGGUUGACACCUCGAGCCGGAAAAGAAAUCUAGGUGAUUGCGAGUAGGUUUAGCGAAGCUUAUUUAUAAACGAACGUUGAUUAUUUCCAUUGAUUUAGCUUCAACUCGGCCGACCACGACAGCACAUCCAAGUUUAGCUACUAUCCUUAAGAGGUCCGGGUUGUUGAGAUGGUGGGCAAUUAUUUCAUCACGGCCUCAUCAACUUAUUCCCGCCAACCUGAACCCCGCCCCUCCUCCGAAGUAUCUACGGGGCAAUAAUUCCAAGUACAUGCCUCCUAUUAUUCACAUCCGAAGCAAGCGCACGUAAGCCUAGCCUUCGGAUUCAACAGCCCCUGCCUGCUAUCGA